CCACUGCUGAAAUCCACCUGCCACCUGCUGCUCGUCAAUGAUACUUGCAAACAAUUUCGCCCCCAGUCAACGUCGUUGACGAAAACCUCGCUACACUCUCGCCGCAAAAAUGAUAGACCUCGCAGCGCUCAAGCAGCAACUCCAGCUGCUUGGGCACAAUCUACCGGACUCGCAAAUUGUGGCUAUCCUGGCGGACAUGAACAUAGACUUGGCCGACAACGACAGCAGCGCUGGACCCAGUUCUGCAGGUGCUGCAGCUGGGGGUCCGCCGAAGCCACGCGCUGCUAAGAGCAUCCUGGACACCUACCAGCCCGCACCGCUCGGUGAGGACUUUGAGCCCGACAGCCCCUCGGCACCCGUGACAGAGCAGCCGGAGCGCUUCAGUUACGCGUACACAGACCAUUCUCACGGCGCAGCGCUCGGGAACUCCGUGCCGGCGGGGGUGCGGGCGCAGGCCCCGCGCCGCACCAACGUUAGCACCACCGCCAAGCCGGCUGCCGUUGCGGCCGCCAGCCCCGGCGCCAAACAGCAAGGCGACGGCGAUGAGGAUGACAAGUACGAAACUUACGAUGCAGACGAACUGGAGGAGGCCAGUGAUGACGUGGAUGAGGAGCCGGGUCUGAACUGCCGACACUGCCAGGCUGGGGAGCACGCGGGGGCUUGCUCCUCAGCAACAGUGCCAGCCACAAGCGGCACGGCAGCUCUCAGCCCAGGAUUCGGCCUGCGCUACGGCUCCAGCACCUUCAUGAAUACCACCACUAUUAUAGACGAGCCCGCUGGCGUGGCCAGCAGCCAGGGGCGCGGCAGCAGCAUCGGCGCAUCCGCUCGUGGGCCAGCGGCCUCAGCAGCGCCAGGAGCUGCAGCAACCAGCAGCGGUGCCGGCAUUCGCGGCAUUGGCCCCGCUGCUGCCGGUCGCCAACAUGGCACUGGCAGCGAGCUUAUGGAGUCGCUGGGCCGCCUCAGCCUGCUGGCAUCAGGCGGCACGGCUGCGGGCCCGGGCUCGGCGGUGCCGGUGAGCACAGCAGGGCGCACCACAGGGCCAGCGACGGCAUCAGCACGCAGUGGUGGCUAUGGCGGACCAGCAGUCAGCGCUCGGCCGUCCUCGGGGGCCCCGCCCCGCCCCUCCAGCGCACCUCGCGGCCGCGACCAGCAGUCAAAGCCGGCGGGCCGGCCUGGGCCCGGGCCGCAUAAGACGGACCUGCUGUCAACAUUUGGGCGCUACCCAAAGCACGCGUUUGCCGACGACGAGGACGACGGGGAGAGCGACGUCGCACUGGCCGCCGACACAAACGACCCGCUGGGUCUGGGCCGCUCCAUGCACCACCUCGCCUGGCCACAGCACGGGGCCGCCCGGGCCGCAGCUGCGCUUGCCGGCAAGGGCAGCAGCGCUGCAGGCGCACCCCGCGCCUCAGCAACAGCAGCAGCGGCAGGCACCGGGCGGCCAGGGUCGGCGGCCGCGCGCGGCGUGCCCGGGCAGGGGCAGCGGGUGGGUAUGCCGCGUGAUCCAUACACGUGCGAGGACGCGUGGCUGGGCGUGGCGCGCGGCCAUGACCUGGACGUGCCGGGCCGCAGCCUAAGCCCGCAGGCGAGCCAUCGCAGCUUCAUGAGCCGCGCCUCCUCCGCCUCGCGCGCCACCACCCGCGCCGGCGGCCCGGGCGGCGCCGUCAAGGUGGACCGCGUGAAGCGCUACCAGCAGCUUGCAGCAGAGUGGGGCUCCAACAGGUUCCUGAACAAGGCGGGCGGCGCCGGCAAGGGCACCAGCCGCAAGCCGGUGAACUUCCACAGCCACUUCGCCUCGCUGCACGCCGCCGAGGAGGCGGAGCGCCAGCGGGUGCUCAAGGAGACGCGCGCCAAGACCAAGAAGGAGCUGGGCGGCGCACAGGAUGCGCCCACCGCCAACCGGCGUGAUGAGCUGCGCUGGCAGAUGCGCCAGCGGCUGAUGAACCAGUAAUAGGACCGCAGGCGGCGAUGCAGGGAUGAGAUGAAGGGAGGGGCGGCUGACGGAAGCGAUGCACUUCCUUGCAGGCUGGGUGGUUGCGAACUGGGGGAGGUGAAGUUUGGCAGGGGGUAGCUGCAUGGAAGUGGCAACGGCCGGCUCGCCACGGCCCCAGACGGUCACAAGAGCACACCUGACAAUUGACU
Molecule: messenger RNA, 2142 nt
Organism: Chlamydomonas reinhardtii
Lineage: Eukaryota; Viridiplantae; Chlorophyta; Chlorophyceae; Chlamydomonadales; Chlamydomonadaceae
Exons: 6
Coding region: 110-1951 (613 amino acids)
Source: RefSeq, a predicted model, not a curated record